This is a messenger RNA of Lineus longissimus, 1070 nucleotides long. RefSeq lists its product as uncharacterized. Lineage: Eukaryota; Metazoa; Nemertea; Pilidiophora; Heteronemertea; Lineidae. The transcript has 3 exons. The coding region runs from base 175 to 810 and encodes 211 amino acids. The record is from RefSeq and is a predicted model, not a curated record.
AAUAUUUAGUGCUGAAUCGGCAUCAGAGGCAAAUGAAUGGCACAAACAGCCCUAUAAAAGUAUGAUGUCACUUUUCAGAAUAGCUUCAUUCCUGGUGUGAUCCUGCCCUUGUCAACAUGAAAGGCAUUAUUAGGUAUUCAUUAGACUUGUAAAACUCAUUCGAAAAUCAUUUUCAUGUCAGUUGUUGAUUUAUUUCAUCUUUUUCAGAUUGAACAGGAUUAUGAUUGUUUAUUCGAAAAUGGUAGCCAACUCACCAAACUCUGGGAUGGCUUUUUUGGCAAACGGAUCAUUACAUAUGCCUCAGCUGGUAAGCGUGGCAAUUGGCGUGAGAAGUUAGGUGUCAAAGACGUCCUGAAUGAAGAUGAAGAAAGUGUGGUGGCCCUCCAACUGUUGCCACACAUACUACCACCAAAGCCAAUAAAGUCAUCAAAUGUGGUACAUAGACCAUCAAACUUGGAAGCAGCCAAUGCUUUCAUCAGGUUCAAACAGGCAACAACAAACAUAGCAGCCUUCCUCGACACUGUAGAGGGAGAGGUCCAACCAUUCAUUCUAGCUCUUGGGGAUCGCCAUAAACCAACUCAAUCAUUUGUUAUUGUUGAGCGCAAUGCAGUGGAGCAGACAUCUCUGUUGAAAGCAGUUGACUGCUGCUUCAAGCUUUUCUUUGUUCUGGACAUCGCUUAUCCAGCAAGCUGUCACAUUGUUUGGGAGUUUCUGCAGGAUUUGGUUUACCAAGUGCCUGUCAGAAAGGGGCAAACAGCCAUCAGUAAGAAUGUGACGAGUUUAAGGAAUUAUUUCAAUGUUGCCAAGUAAAUAUGAUGUUGCAUCAAAUAAGCAACUGGUUUUUGAUCUGACCUACUUUUCAAGGUCACAGAGGUAAAUACACAAAACCACUCGAGUGGGAUUUCCGAGGUAUCGGACUACACCCCGAGUGAUGGUCUUUGGCUGGAAACCCCCGAGACUGCAGGAUGUGACGAGUUUAAGGAAUUAUUUCAAUGUUGACAAGUAAAUGUGAUGUUGCAUCAAAUAAGCAACUGGUUUUUGAUUUGACCUACUUUUCAAGGUCACAGAGG